AUGGCCUCCCAGGACAGCACCGACAAAGUCCCCAAUUUCCUCGAAGCUAUGGCCUUAAUCUACGGACCCCUGCCCUCCUCAACAGACCCACACCUCGAUGCCUGGACUCCUCCUCCCGCAGCAGAAGGCCACCGCGGCCGCUACCUCUGGACCGACGGCUUCGCGGUGGUGAACUUUCUGACGCUCUACAAUCUUACCCACGAAACCCCCUAUCUCACAUUCGCCCGCAAUCUGAUCACCGCGGUGCACAACAUCCUCGGGUAUACUCGAGACGGAACUUCACGUCUCCCCGGGGCCACCGACGACGCACCCCUCAAAGGCGGACUGCGGAUCGGCAAGCACGACGAAUCCGGUCCGGACGGCGAUGGGCAGUAUUUUCACUACUUGACUGUGUGGAUGUUCGCGCUGAACCGGUUCACCUUCGUCACGGGCGAGAAGUGGUAUAAUGAGCAAGCCAUUUCCAUGGCAGCAGCGGUUUUGCCAAAAUUCAUGACGAACCGCGACGCAGCACGGCCGCGCAUGUUCUGGAAGUUGAGCACUGAUCUCUCUAGCCGGUUGGUCUUGUCGGAAGGAAACCUCGAUCCCAUCGAUGGCUAUGUCACAUACAAGCUCCUUCAGGCCACACAUAGUGCGGAGUCGGAAGUCUUGAAAGAGGAGAUUGCGCUGCUGAAGAAAAUCGUGGAUACGAAAGUCGACAGCUACGACUCAACGGACACACUCGAUCUGGGCAUGACAUUGUGGACUGCGCAUUGGCUCGUUCCUGAAGAAGAAUGGGCAGUGCAGCUUAGUCGUCGAGCGCUCGCGUGUUUGAAACGUCUUACCGAGAGCAGACAUUUCGAAGGCUCGACAAAGCGACGGCUCGCGUUCCGGGAGUUUGGGACCGCUUUAGGAGUCAGGUCUGUAGUCAGGGGAAAGAGCGAUGGCGGUGGACUGUGCCGCGAGGAUGAGCUUGUUGAUGCCGAGAUAAGAAAUCUGCCGGAUCAGAUUUGCAGACAGUGGGAGGACGCUGGUUUGGUACCGACGCCGACCGAGCAGAUGCAGGGACGUAUGGCGGAGCUGAUGCCUAUAACAGCGGUGAUGUACGCGAGCGCUUUGAUACCGGGUUUGAUGGUCCGACAGUCGUGA
Cladophialophora carrionii CBS 160.54 is the source of this 1125-nucleotide messenger RNA. RefSeq lists its product as uncharacterized. The record is from RefSeq and is a predicted model, not a curated record. The transcript has a single exon. NCBI's taxonomy places the organism in Eukaryota, Fungi, Ascomycota, Eurotiomycetes, Chaetothyriales, Herpotrichiellaceae. Bases 1 to 1125 code for a protein of 374 amino acids.